AUCGCGCGGACGUGCUCAAGGAUCCCACGCUGCGUCUCAGGCGAAUCACGACACUCAGCACUGGGAAGUUGAAGCAUCUACUGCGCCAGAGACGACUGUCCACUGCAGUCUCGAAUGAAGUUCGACGUCGUCAUCGACAUGUCCGUACAACAAACCGCAGUGGAUCGUAAGAUCCAUGCAUCUCCCACGUCGACAGGCAGGUCAUUCGUGGGCAACACGUCCCACUACGCCGUGUGCCUGUGGCUCAGCCUGUGGUUCGCUCUCAACAUGACUGUGACGAUCGUGAACAAGCAGGCACUAACUGUACUCAAUCUUCCCGUGACGCUCACGUGUGUGCACAUGGCAUGCAACUCCAUCGGCGCCUACCUGUACGUGCAUUUGAGUUGCCGCGGGGGGGCUCGUGGGCGGCCGCUGCCGUUGCGACCCGACCAAGCCAUCACCAUGUUCUUCUUCAGCUUCAUCUUUGUGUCCAACAUCAUCUUGGGCAAUUGGAGUCUGGGGCUCGUGAGUGUGAGUUUGAACCAGAUCAUGCGAGCCCUCGUACCCGGCACCACCGCCGUCCUCAGCACCGUCGUCCUCCACACCACGUACACGAUGGCGCAGAUACUCGCGCUCGUUCCCAUCGCGUUGGGAGUGUACAUCGCAUGCUCACGAGACAUCGCUUCCACGCCCAUGGGUAUCGCCAUCACGGCCCUCGCCAUCCUGUUUGCCUCGCUCAAGUCUGUUCUCUCCAGCAAAUUCUUGACUGGUCAUGUGACAGUAACUCCCGUCCAGUUGAUCUUGCACCAAGCGCCGCUCUCGGCAGUGUGGUGCGCCGUCGUCAUGAUCCUUGGAGAUAUAAUUCUGCCUGGUGUAUAUAUAUUUUGCAGGCGAGUGGGACGUGCUGCAGUCGACGCCGUGGGAUGUCGUGCGUCCUGCCGUGGGGCUGUACGUUGUCACAGGGGCAUUCAGCUUUGCUCUGAACGUGACCAGCUUCGCCGCCAACAGGUGCACGUCCGCUGUGACACUGGCCGUGUGUGCCAAUGUCAAGCAAGUCGCGGUGGUGGCGCUGUCCGUGGUUAUUCAUGGCGAUGACGUGGUGUCGGGGCAGAUGCUGUGGGGAUGUGCCCUCGUUGUUAUUGGCGGGGUGUGGUACUCAUACGUGGCCCACCACCCGUUCACCAAACAAUUGUCCAAGUCGUAGUCUUAUCAAUAACAAUAUGGAUAUCUA
Molecule: messenger RNA, 1210 nt
Organism: Aphanomyces astaci
Lineage: Eukaryota; Oomycota; Saprolegniomycetes; Saprolegniales; Verrucalvaceae
Exons: 6
Coding region: 115-1074 (319 amino acids)
Cellular component (GO): Golgi apparatus
Molecular function (GO): antiporter activity
Source: RefSeq, a predicted model, not a curated record